AUGAACCUCUCUCCGCCAAGUGGUGGUGGUGUAUCGUCAUCGCCAAUAACUCCCGCACUUCAAGGGGGAGGAAACCAUCAUGUUUUUCCAAGAUCUUCAACGGCUCCUCUGAAACCAUCAUCAUCAUCACUCUCUAAUAAUAAUUUUCAAUCAUCACGUGACAAUUCACACGAUUAUUAUUACUUUCAUCAACUCAUUAAGCCUUCUUUUGAUUAUGAAUUACUUUCUAAAUGUUAUCAAAAUCAUCAACUUGUCAUACAACAAUUAAGUGGUGUUGGUGUUGGUGGUGGAGAUUGGAAUAACGUUAAAACAUCCUCCUCCUCCUCCUCAACAACAACAAAUUGUGAUGUUGCAACAUUCAAUGAAAAGACCACCACUCUCAACCAUCCACCACCACAAACGAAAGAAGAACAUUCCGAAACCACCACCUUGUCCUCCUCAUCCUCCUCAUCCUCCUCUUCAUCCAAAGAAUUUCAUGACGAUGAUGCUGGUCAUUCCGGAGAUGGAGAUGGUCAAACCAACAAUCAUUGUUCUUCAUUGCCUUCUUCUCCGAAUGUAUUAUCAGAAACUACACACCAUGAGGAUGACAUUAUGAAAAAUACCACCACAAAAUCAUCCUCUCAACCCAUUCCUCUCAUUGCAUUUACUGUUGAGCAAUUGAAUGAUUUCUUUGCUGCCAUUCGAGAUGGUCAUGUCGAUGGAUUGAUUCACCGAAUUCUAACUGGAGCUCCAACUGCUGUUACUGCUACUACUAGUACCACGAAUAUAUUGUAUCCUAAUAGUAUUGGUAGUAGUCAUAGGAGUAGUAAUAGGAGUAGUAGUAGCACUACGACCACGACGACAAGUAACCUCCACACCUCCCAUACACCUCAUGAAACUGAAGAUCAUGAUGACUUGGAUGAUGCAUCAUUUCAUGAUGACCGUCACCAGGAUCAUGACUCGUUCGAGAGAGAUACAUAUAGAUUCAAUCCUCACUCUUCAAUGACCAUCCUUCCAUCCUGUUAUUUAUUCAUUCGAGAUUUUCAAUAUAGAAAUGUCUCGACCACUUCACAUGCCACUCUGGGAUACAAUUGUUUACAUUUAGCUUGUCAAUAUGGACAUUUGAAUAUGGUUGAAGAAAUGGUUGAGAUUUUCAGAGAUCAUUUUCCUCAUGUUCCACUCAUCGAUUAUCUCUCACUCAAAUCUUCGAGUGUUCAUGAAAUGACACCUCUCAUGAUUGCAUGUCGAUACGGUCAUUACAAUAUUGUCAAAUAUCUAGUUCCAUUUCAGAAAUUAACCAUUCAAAAGAGUUUGAGUGGAAAAUUACCCAUUCAUAUUGCCAUGUUCUCUGGAAAUGAUACCAACACUUUGGAUAUUGUAAAAUUAUGUAUUCCUACCUCUGCACUCAACAAAUUUGCAUCACAUGCAUUGCAACAACAUGUUGAAACAUUAUUGAUGAGUAGAGAUGUGAAUGGAGAUGAUUUAUUAAUUUUAGCAGCAAAGGAAAACAAAUUUGAUGUCGUUGAAUAUAUCAUUUCAUUGUUAAAAGUUGUAUCCAUAGAAACAUUUAUUUCAGUAUUGACCACGAGAAAUGUUUAUGGAAACGAUGCUCUGUAUUGGGCCUAUACGAAUCAACAUUUUGAAUUGGCUGCUUAUUUACGAGAUGAAAUCAUUGAAUUGAGUGAUACGAUUCAGAAGAAACCAAAUCUGUUGUAUGGAGGAGGAGGAGGAGGAGGAGGAUCAUGUUCACCAAAUUUAAAUUCUCCAUUAUCGCCAUUCAGAUCAUUGACAAGUUUUGAACCAUCUUCUUUUCAUUCAUGGAUGAGUAGUAGUGGUAGUAGUAGUAGUGGGGGUAGUAGUAGUGGUAGUAGUAGUAGUGGGAGUAGUAGUGGCAGUAACACAAAUCAUACAUUAGGAACAAUGAGUGGUGGUGGCAGUGGCAGUGGCAGUAACACAAAUAACACUCCGAAUCACACAUUAGGAACAAUGAACACAACCUCCAUCACGACUGUGAAUCAUCAAGACAAUGCAUUAUUGUUGUUAUCACUCGAUCAACAACAUGCAUUCAAUCUUGAACAAUCUCUAUUACUCUCUCUCAAAGAUCAUUUCAUGCAAUGUAUUGAACAAAAUGAUGUUCUUACUUGUGAUAUUCUCAUUGAUAAGGUUGGAAGAGAUUUACUCAAAUGCACCACACGUGAAAUGAAUGUGAUUCAAAAUAGAUCUAUUAUGAAUAGUGAUACAACACAUCAGGAUGCUAAUAAUCAUAGCCAUACUAGUACUAUGGAUGAUUCAAUGAUGAUUCAUGAAUGGAAUUAUACACCUCUUCAUAUUGCGUGUCAAUGUCUAAAUAAGGAAAUUUGUUAUUACUUGAUCGAUACGUUUGAAAAAUUAUUUGGAAAAGAACAAUUACGAGAAUGGAUCAAUCAUCAAUCGGACAAGUAUCAAUGGACAGCACUCAAUUUGUUGUGUAAACACAGUGGUGCAAGAAUUUUGAAUCAUCAUUUUGCAACAAGUGGUACUCCACUUUUUAAUUCUUCCAAAAUUCAACACAAUGAACAAGGAAAAGCCAACGACAUGAUGAAAUUGUUAUUGGAAAAGGGAGCAGAUUUCACACUUGCCAAUUCAUUUGCAAUGAGACCUAUUCACACAUUGGCUAUUUAUCAUGGUCCUAUUUCAAUGGUUAAAUUACUUAUUGAAAAUGGAGAACAUGUGGAUGUGAGACAUUCAUUCACAGGUUAUACAUCGUUGCAUUUGGCAGUCUUGUCAGGAUAUUUAGAUUUAGUCAUGUCAUUGGUGAAUGACAUGUUAGCUGAUGAGACUAUUUCAAGUUGGAAUUCAUCUCAAAUGAAUUUUUCAUCAUCAAUGACCACCAAUGAAAGUACAAUCAUUACUACAACGACUACAACUACAACUACGACAAAUACAUCUGCUACAACUACCACGACCACACCAACACCAACAACAUGGUCGAGUGAACCACCAACACAACAAUUGUCAGACUCUUCGACUCCUCGUUCCUUCCUAAAUCUCAUCAUCAUUGGAGAAACACCUCGUGAAUUAGCGACUCGAAUCGGCAAUGAAGAUAUUUGUAAAUUCUUCAAGACAAAUACUCUAUCCUUAUUACAUGCCAUGAAUGUGACGAUGAAUACUCCUCCAACUCUACACUCCACAACAACAACAACAAACACUGCGCAGGCAUCGUCGUCCUCUUCUUCUUCAACACCACCACCUCCUCCUCCAACCUCUACAAGUACAGCCACUACGACUACAACUGCCACUACUCCAACUGCCACUACUACAACGAAUUCUACUCCAAGUACAACCCCAACUGCUACUACUACUACUCCAAGUACAACCCCAACUGCCACUACUACUACUACUACAAUGAAUCCCAAUAUGACCUCAACCAAUCUUUGGAAUUCUGAAAACCCCAAUAAUGGAAUCUAUACAUCCUCACAAAUGAUGGUUCAUCUCUCCAAUCAAUUAUGUAUAUCAUAUUUCAUUCGUCAUGUGAAACGAGAUAAUUACAUUCUCGUUCAACAACUUGUAAAAUUGAAUCCAAAUUAUUUACAAUGUGUCGAAGAUGAUGAAUGGAGAUAUAGUUGUUUCCAUUGGGUUGCACAAAAAGGAUGUUAUCAAACCGCACAAGUUCUUCUCAAAUAUGCUCAACACUAUUUUUCACCACAACAAGUGAAACAUUUCUUGAACCGAAAAAGUUUGAGAACCAAAUGGACACCUCUCGGACUCGCAGCCAAAUACAAUCAUGCUCAUGUCGCUAAAUUAUUACUAGAAGGAGGAAGUGUCAUGUCCCUGACCACGACUUCAGGAAAUCGACCCAUUCAUAGUGCUGCAUUUUACAAUAGUUUAGAAGUAUUGAAAUUAUUGAUUGAAGUUGGAGGUGAAGAUGUCAAUGUUCAAGAUUCCAAAGAUGGAUUCACAGCACUCAUUAUGGCAGCACAAGAAGGACAUCGAAAUUGUUGUUCGUAUUUACUUUCUCGUGGUGCAGAUCCAUCCAUUAAAAGUAAGGAAGGAGAUUCAAGUUUGUAUUGGGCCUAUGAAAAGAAUCACACGAGUAUUGUCGAGUUAUUAAUUCGAGAAUUAGAGAGACGUCACAUGAGAGAACCAUUGAAUCAAUUUUUUUUCAAAGCCGUAAAAAAGAAUGACUUGUACACGGUUGAAAAUAUGAUUAUGAAAAAUAAGGAAUAUUUAUUGAUACGUGAACCUGAUGAAUGGUCCUAUUCUCCAUUGCAUUGGUGUUCACAGAAAGGUCAUACUCAAAUGGCACAAUUUUUAAUUGAAAUGAUUCAAUUGUAUUACAGUGAUCAAUUCUCAGAUUUAAUUAAUGCAAAAGGUACUAAAAUUAAUUGGACACCCAUUGGUUUGGCAUGUCGAUACAAUAAUUUAGAAAUUGCCAAAUUAUUAGUGAAACAUGGAGCAGAUUUUACCAUUCCUACUAAAAAUGGUAAUCGACCCAUUCAUAACGCAUCGUUUACAGGACAUCAAGAAAUUGUUAAAUUCUUAUUGGAUUGUGGAGAGAGUGUCAAUGUUCGAGAUUCUAAAUAUGGUUAUUCUGCAGUCAUGUGUGCUGCCAAGAAGGGUCAUUUCAAUCUCGUUAAAAUGCUCUAUGAACACUAUGGAGCAGAUUUAAAUGCUACCAAUACCAAUGGAAAGACUGCUUUACAAUUAGCAAUGGAUCAUCAACAUGAUGUCAUUGUCAAGUAUUUGAGAGAUCCACCAUCCUUAGAUCAACAAUUACCAAGACAAGUUCAACAACAAUUACCAAGACAACAACAAGUUCAACAACCACCUCAAGGAUUAUCUUCGUCGUCAUCAUCCUCCUCCUUAGGAGCAUCUACUCUCUCGACAUUACCUCUCAGUACUAGUUCAGUGAUCAUGUCUCGAAAGAAUUUACUCGUAUUUGUCACUGCUUUCAUUGGAAAAUCUCAAUUUAAAAAGAAAAUCAAAUUGGAUGGAAUGGAUUCGAUUAGUACUCUCAAGAAUGCUCUCAUUCAUUCACUCACUGGUCAUUUAUCAUCAUCAUCAUUACCAUUAUCAUCAUUACCAUCAUUAUCAUUACCAUCAUCAUCAUACAAAGAAGAAUCUUUGAACAAUCACAUGAAUUCAUUUGUAUUUUUAUAUUAUGAUGAUCAAUGUCAAACCUAUCUCAAUUUAGAUGCAGAUGCUCUUGAAUUUCUUAAAGAGAAUCCAAAUCUUACUAAAAUUGUCAUGAAAGAGAACAGUAUGUUGUGGAGUGAAUUCAAUCAUGGUGGUCAUGGUAUAUGGACUCCAUCCAUUGAUUUGACCAAAACUCAAGAAAUUGAUUUGGAAUCUAAAUUCAAUGCCAUGCCACUCUACACUCCAACCAGUGAAUAUUCCAUCAUGGAUGAUUCAUUGGGUGGUAUGAAUAGUAAUACUACCCAGAGUUAUAAUAAUAAUAAUAUUAUUAGUAGUAGUACUAGUAGUAGUAGUGCUAUUAGUAGUCACAGUUACCAAGGCAUGAUGAACCCACCACCUCCACCACCUCAACCACCAUCCACCUCUUCUCAUCGAUCUAAAAAACUUGCAUCUUCUUCCAUAGCAGCACAAUUCCAACAAGAAAUGAUACCAUCCUCAUGUACCAUGACCAUGACCACCAUGAUUCGACAUCGAUAUCAAGUACUGAAACCCCAUCCUGAUACUUUUAGAGAAUAUUUUAGAGGAGCCGAACGAAACAUCUUUCAUCCUUUCUAUUCAUCCACUCAUCCAACUUUACCGUUCAACUAUAAUAAUUUCAAUAAUAAUAGUACUACAACUACAAGUGCUACUACUAUUACUACUACAAGUGAUAGGACUCCAAAUAGUGCUACUACUACUACUACUACUAAUACCACUACUCCAAAUGACACUACCACCACCACCACCACGACUGAGAGUUGUUGUUAUCAAUGUCGAGAUAUCAUGACCAAUGAAAUGGUCAUUUUAACAAUGUAUCCACUCGAUAAGAAGAAUGAUCUUCAUUCCUAUAUUCAACAUUUGAUAAGAAUUACCAAAUUAUCAUCUUUUAAUCAUUCCAUAGUUCCAAUAUUGGAUGGAUUUGAAUGGUUUUCACCUCUCUAUGGACGUCAAUUUUGUUACGUAACACCCUAUUAUGGUGAACAUUUUAUGGAUUUACGACAAGUGAUUAUGAAUUAUAAAUAUCAAUCGAGACAACCCAUUCCAGAAAAGAUGAUUAUUAGAAUUUUGAAAGAAUUAUGUUCUAUUCUUUCAAAUAAUAGUUCAAUGACCUCAUUCAUGAAUACUAGUAAUGAUCAUUCUACUGGUAUUGGUAAUAGUAGUAGUAAUAAUAGUCAUUCUACUUCUGGUGAUAAUAAUAGUAGUAAUAAUAAUAGUCAUUCUACUUCUGGUAAUAAUAAUGACAAUAAUACUUGGAUCCAUAAGAAUGUACAUCAUGGAAAUUUAAAACUAUCCAAUGUGUUAGUUCCAAAAUCAUGGAUGGAACCCUCGCUAAUUGUAGACACUAACGAACUCACGAAUGAAAGAAUCAAGAGAGGAUUAAUGUUAUGUGAUUUGAGAAGAGAUAUUUCAACAAGUACAACCACUACUACUACUACGAAUUUGACUACUAUGACGACCACUAGCACUGCUACUACUACUACUACGAUGAAUAUGACGACCAUCACACCUCAACAACAGUGGUAUGAAGAUUAUUUGAGCAUGGCUUGCAUGAUUUAUCAAUUAUUAACCUUUGAUUUAGAAACUGAUAUUCUUCUAUUAAUGUCAUGUAGUUCAACCUUUAAACAUACCAUGAUUCGAUCCAUUAUUAAUCACUAUGGAUAUCAAAGUCCAUCAUUGACUCAACUCAUGAAUAUUUUAUUUACCAUAUUUGCACCCAUCAUGAAAUUUGAAAUCAUUGACCAGUAUCCAUCAUGGAGUACAAGUGGUCAUGAUAGUAGUAGUAAUGUUUUCAUUGAGGAUGGUCAUGGUAGUGGUCAUGAUAGUAGUAGCAUUAAUAUUCAACACAUUGAAUUUCUUGUCAACCAACUUGUGAAGAAAUUGUAA
Messenger RNA from Naegleria lovaniensis, 7017 nucleotides. RefSeq lists its product as uncharacterized. NCBI's taxonomy places the organism in Eukaryota, Heterolobosea, Eutetramitea, Acrasida, Naegleriidae. The coding region runs from base 1 to 7017 and encodes 2338 amino acids. Gene Ontology annotation, biological process: regulation of transcription by RNA polymerase II. Gene Ontology annotation, molecular function: RNA polymerase II-specific DNA-binding transcription factor binding. The transcript has a single exon. The record is from RefSeq and is a predicted model, not a curated record. Gene Ontology annotation, cellular component: nucleus.